AUGGCCGUUGUUGUUAAGCGAGUAGGGGAGGUUAAGGGGUUGGUUCUCAAGAGCCCUCUUUACUGGGAAUCUAUAGAACUCCUUGCGAGAGACGAGGUUUCACGAGGCAUUUUCUACGCACUUCCAGAUGGAUCUAAGCUGCAUUAUCUAAAACGAAAGAUCGAUGCCUCCAACACGGCAGAGAAAGAGCCCGAACCCACUUAUGAGACAGGUGGUGGAAGAUGGCAAUUUGUUUAUUUCCUUGUGCCUGAAUUUGAUGUUGCGUGGAUUAUGAACUUGGCUUUGGUUUUAUAA
Molecule: messenger RNA, 294 nt
Organism: Thlaspi arvense
Lineage: Eukaryota; Viridiplantae; Streptophyta; Magnoliopsida; Brassicales; Brassicaceae
Source: the annotation of a GenBank genome assembly